GGUUCCAUCUUGUCUCCUCAGAGUUCGUUGUCUGUAGGAAGUGACAUCGACUUGACGGACACGCCCACCCCAGUGUUUCCUCUACGAAGGUCUUCGGACGCCAAUCAGGAGGCGGCGGGGCUGGAGGUGUUGAUGUCCAGCUGCUCUCUGUGUCGCAGCUGUAACUCGUUGGUUUAUGACGAGGAGAUCAUGGCGGGCUGGACGUCUGACGACUCCAACCUGAACUCGUCGUGUCCAUUCUGCGGCGCCACCUUCGUCCCGUUCCUGAACGCUGAGAUCUGCGACCUCGGGCCAGUCAGCAGUUCGGAGCGCAGCACCUGGAACGUGGAGGAGGAGGUGGAGAGCUCCGUGAGGCCCCCCAGUGGUCACGAGUCCUCCCUGCGUCUUCAGUGUAACGGUCUGAGUGAGGAAUCGAGCUCUGAGACCAGCAGCUACUCGGAGAACAGCAGAACCACCACGGCUUCGUCAGCGGGUGGGGGUCCUCAGGUGACGGUGGCGUACCUGAGCCCUCUGGUUCUGAGGAAAGAGCUGGAGAGUCUGCUGGAGAACGAGGGCGAGGCGGUGCUCGCUCAGCCUCAGUUCCUCGACAGUCACUCCAUCAUCUUCUGGAACCUGGUCUGGUAUUUCCAGCGCCUCGGCCUCCCCUGUAACCUGCUGCAGCUCGUCAGAGCCUCGCCGCUCGUCAGCAGCUUCACACAGUCGGACAGCUCGGCAGUGAGUGUGAGGCUCCUGUGGGACACCCUGACCCCUGACACAGACCAGUGGCCCCCCCUCUACAUCCUCUGGAGGAUCCACAGUGGCGUCCAGAUGAGAAGCUACAGCUGGCGGAGACACAACCACCCGUUCACCCUGUCCUUCCUGGAGGAGGUGCUGCGCUGGGUCGGCAUGAACGAGGUGCACAAAGCCGUCACGCUCUUCCUGGACACGAUGGCUAAACAGCCGGCGUCCCCCAGAAUACAGAGGAGUUUGUACAGAGAGUUCCUCUUCCUCACGCUGGCAGCUAUGGGCAAAGAUCACGUCGCGGCGUUCGAUAAGAAGUACAAGGUGGCGUACUCGCGGCUCAGCAGCACCCUCGGCCGCGAGGAGCUCAGAAAGAAGCGAGCGCAGCCGCUUAGCCCCAAAGCCGUCGACUGCAGACGCAGCUUCCACCCGCCUCUCGAAUGCUGAUCGACCCCAGAACGCAACAUCCCGUUCUGACGACUCCCGCUGCGUACGAGCCUGCGAAGGGGAAACCUGUACACCCAGGAUCCCCGCUGCCUGCUUCUGCUUGUGUUCCCCACCUCUCUGCUGCCCCCUGGUGGAUGUCAGAGGGUGGCGUUGCUCCCUCCUGUCCUCUGUACCUCUGUUUGUGAAUCCAGCUGCUCUUUGUCUCGAGUAACGAUGGCCUCGGCUGAACGAGCAGCAGACGGAGCUGAGCUCAACUGACUAGAGGAGCGAGCGUCACGUGUUCGAUGCUCGAGGUCGUGCAUGUCCAGAAACAUCAGCUGUGUCGGUGUAAACUUGUCUUCCUCUUGUUUUAAAAUACACAAGCAGACGACAAAGGUUUCUGCAGGAGCUCGUCUCUGCUGUAUGCUGGGAAUCUUCUGAGGACAGAGGGGGGGUUGUUUUGAAAAAGAGUCCAAUAAGGAUUAAAGGGACAGUUCCAACACUUUAAACUUUACAUUUCUCCCAAAUAACAAACUGUGAGAACAUUUCAGUCCGAUCGUUCAGCUUCUCAUAACAAACAGGAUCCAAAACGAAAUCCUCCCAUUCAACCUUUGACCCUUAGAACAGGUCCGUACCCGACAGAGAACUGAUAAGAACUGAAUCAUUGGCUCCGGUUCUUCAGUUAAAGUUUUCUGAGUCGGAUCCAGACCGUUGUCCUCUCUUCGCAUCGUCGGAAGAACUAAAGUAAAUUCUCUGGUCGUCAGUUUUGUGGCGAGAGCUUUGUUCGUUAGAUUCGUCGGAGCAGAACCUCGUCUGUGUUCAACGUCAUUGAGAAGUUUAAAAUAGGUUCUUGUUCGUUUGAUGUGAGAAACGUAAAAAAGAGGAAAAACACGAGACUCACGUUUCUGCAUCGACUGCUGAUCUGUCUAAUGAUGUAAAAUCUGUACAAUAACAAAAUGUAGAUAAAGUUAUUUAUGACCUAAUGAAACUCAGUUUGUGCAGUAACGUGAAUCUGACACUUUUUUACAUCGUCCAGAUGUUUUCAGCUUCCACGCGGAGAAAAGUAUU
This is a messenger RNA of Paralichthys olivaceus (Japanese flounder), 2214 nucleotides long. The record is from RefSeq and is a predicted model, not a curated record. Lineage: Eukaryota; Metazoa; Chordata; Actinopteri; Pleuronectiformes; Paralichthyidae.